ACCACUCGUGUUAGGUAUUGAGGCGGAACGAACCACGGUUACCGUUUUAUAUGUACACACGCGCGCGCACAGACAUACACGCACGCACAUUCAAGCACAUUGGCCGCUAAUCCUAUUCGAAUCGGUCGCAGGAAAACUUUCAAAUGCUUCGUCAAUUAUUGUUUCGUUUGUAACAGGAGAACUUCAUUCGGACGGGCAGUGCAGUGCAGUGUUCGGGCGCGUUUAACGAGUUUACCAUUACAUGAGAAACAUACAAACAUACUAUGUCAGAUAAUUGUUUUGUUUUGGUCUAUUCGAAGUAGGAUGUAAGCACGCACGCAUUUGAUAUACACGUACAAACGACGACAAAUACCGACGACAAAAAGUGGCAGAUACUUCCAACCAACCACGGAAUCAGCAGUUGUAAAAUAAUAAUUCGCAGUCAUGGCUUUCAUAUACAUUGGAUACGCAUUAAUGAUAUUCAAAUUAUUAGUGAUGUUAUGGAUGUCCAGCAUAGGAGCUGAAAGUAUUACGCAAGAUUAUCAACCAUGCACCUUCAAUCCUCUCUGUUCAUGUACCAAGUCGUAUGAUAGCUUGGGCGAGGUACACUGUGUUGAUGUAUACUUUCCACGCAUACCGCCAGCUAUUAACCGAUCUCGGUUGUCGACAUUACAUCUCAGGAACAAUGAUUUAGACAGCAUAGAACCUUAUUUCCUCGUAAACACCGGACUUUAUAAGAUGACAAUCCAAGAUAAUCCAUUGACGUAUUUAAACGAUGACUCUUUAUAUGGAUUAGAGUAUUCAUUAUGGGAAUUGGAGUUGGUUGGUACACUUCUAACUUACGUUCCAACUAAGGCAAUACGGAUAUUACAAAAAUUAAAAAUACUUAAUCUAUCGGGUAAUCAAAUAUCUGAAAUAAAGAUGGGCGAUUGGAAUGGAUUAGAAAAAUCUUUAAAAGUUUUAAAACUUUCUAAUAAUGCACUCACAUAUUUACCUCACAGAGCUUUUGAUAACCUCGGACUGUUAGAGAAUCUUGAUUUGUCUGGUAACAUGAUUUCGGAAAUUCAUAUAAAUGCAUUUCAAGAUGGUCCAUUGACACUUUAUAGACUUAAUUUAGCUGAUAAUCUAUUAAAGUUCAUUCCUUAUUUGCAUUUAUCUUCAUCAGCAAUGAAAUUUUUGAAGUAUUUGGAUGUUAGUUACAAUUUAAUUGAAAGCACAAAAGGACCAAUAUCAACAGUAUCACCUCGGGGUGCCCGACGCAAGUUUUUUUUAGACGAACUGCAUUUAGAAUACAAUCAUAUAAAAACUUUAGAACAACAUAGCUUACAACAUUUUGAAGCUAUAAACAAAACAUAUUUUGACGGUAACCCGAUUACUCAUAUUCAAGAUGGAGCAUUUCAAAAUACUAAGAUUCGAGAACUAUAUAUGAUCGAUUGCAACAUUUAUAAUGUGUCAAUGGAAGCAUUUAAAGGCCUUGAAACAUAUUUACACACCUUGGACGUGUCGAAUAAUAAUAUAACAGAAUUUCCUGUUUGGAAGUUACAGCAAAAUUUUAACAUGCUUAUGAAAUUGGGAUUAAGAGACAACAAGAUAAAACAUUUAUUUCCUAUCCAUGAUGUGGAACCACUUAAAAAUAUGAAAUCUAACGAAAAGAAAAAAAUAAAAGAUAAAGCUGUAGAUCGUGAAGAAAACAGAGAAAAUUCUAAGGAAAAUGAGAAUCAUCACGAAUUUUAUUCUUUACAAGAUUUUGAUUUUUCUGGAAUGAAAAAUGGUCCAUUUCAAAUCAAUUCUAUUAACGGUUUUAAAUAUCUUCGUCGUCUUUCUCUAUCAAAAAUGAUAACAUCUUCUUUAGAGCCAGAUAUGUUUGCGAACUUCACUAUUGAUAUGGAAGAAUUACAAAUCACAGGAUCAGAUUUGAAAAUAAUUAGAGCACAUGCGUUUAAGCAUAUUCACGGUUUAAAAUAUUUGGAUUUGUCGGAUAAUAUGAUCAACGUAUUGGACUCUGACGCAUUUAAAGAGAUAGGACAUUCAUUACAAUACCUCAAAAUGUCACACGCUUUUGCGCCAUCUUUUAAACUUAUACCUGGAGAUGCUUUUCGGUAUCUAUCUAAUUUGAAGUACAUGGAAUUAAGUAAUAAUUAUUUGCAAUACCUUCGAGAAUCUACAUUUCUUUUUCAAACAAAUCUGAGAACUUUAAAGCUUCAAGAUUGUAUGGUAGAAUACUUACAUAAAGGAACUUUUCAAAGUACGAGCCAUAGUCUUUUAGAAGAAAUUUAUUUGUCUUUUAAUAUGAUAAAGAAAAUUGAAGAAGGAACGUUUGACGAUUUACAAUCGUUAGGAAAAAUUCAUAUAGAUGAAAAUCGAAUUAAUCGUAUUGAAAAACAUGCUUUUACCAACAUGGAACGUUUACGAUGGUUAAUCUUAAGAGGAAAUCAAAUAGAAAAGUUAGAUAUAGAAGCAUUUCAAAAUUUACCAUAUUUACAAGAAUUAGAUUUAGCGUAUAAUCAUAUUAAAAAUAUGGAUUUUACAUUUUUAGAUCAGGUUGGUAUGCUCUCAUACUUCCGUAUGAAUGUUAGUCACAAUCUUCUAUCAAAAUUAUCUUCGAAUUCCAAUUUUUCAACCAAGGAUUAUUAUAUCCAAUCAAAUAUUCGAGUCUUAGAUAUUUCAUAUAAUAGUAUUAAAAGCAUUGAAGACAAAUAUUUUUCUCCAAUGGAGUCAAGUUUAAGUUAUUUACAUAUGUCUUUUAAUAAUAUGUGGCAAUUGUCCAGAAAUGUAUUUGGUAACUUAUAUAAUCUUAUUUGGCUGGAUAUUGGACAUAAUCAUAUUACUGAAGUGGGAUUUGAUUCGCUCAGAGGAUCGAAAAAAUUACAAGUUAUCAUUAUGAACCAUAAUCAUUUAGUGGAUUUACCCAAUGAUUUAUUUAAAGGAUUUACCGAAUUACGGUUGGCUGAUUUUUCAUACAACAAAAUUAGGGUGUUACCGGAUAUGUUUUUCACUGAAGAUAAUUUGGAAGUAUUAAAUAUGGCUCAUAAUGAAUUGUCACGUAUGCCAGUUUUGUCAUUUGCCGUAAAUUCAGCGAGUAUUUUGUGUGACAUGAACUUAUCUUUCAAUUCCAUAACGGCAUUGCCGGUUUUUGAAAUGUUUUCUAGAUUUAAAUCAUUAAAACGAUUAAAUUUGGCUGGUAAUCGUUUGGUACAUUUAGAAGAUUCAAACUUUGCGAGUUUAAUCCACUUAACUUAUUUGGACAUAAGUCAUAACAAUGCUUUAGUUUUUGAAAACAGAGGUCGUAUGUUCUUAGGUCUUGAACAGUCACUUCAACACCUUAAACUUAAUAACGUAUCUUUAACGUUCCUACCAGAAUUAUCAUUACCUUCUCUACUAAACUUAGAUUUAUCGAGGAAUCAAAUAUCAACUGUAUCACCAGAUAGAGCUUCUAAUUUAUCAUCACUACGAAGUUUAGACUUGAGCCACAAUGAGUUAAUUGGAUUUCCAUCCAUUAUAAUGAACUUACCAGAACUCAAUUAUCUUAAUUUAGCUAAUAAUGAUAUCUACGAUCUAAACAAUAGCACUCUUAACAUGGGUGUUCAAAAACUGAUAUCCUUAGAUAUAAGCUAUCUGCCAUUAGUAUCAUUCGAAACCGGCGCUUUAAACAAAAUGGUAUCAUUACAAACGUUAGUAAUUAGUACAUUCGUUGGUAUCAAGGAUUUUAAUAUUCCCUCUGUGAUUUCGGACAUACAUUCUUUAAGAAAUUUAAAUCUUAAAGUGGAUAAACUAUCACGAAUGGGCAAAGAAUUUAAUGGUCUAUUUCCAUAUAAAUUAAGAAACUUGACGAUUAGCGGAAAAGCUUUACAUGGAUUAAUAUCAAAUAACAUAUUUCAAGGUCUGAGGUAUCCAAAUUUGAAUUUAACAAUUUUUAAUACAAGCUUGGACAUGAUAUCAGCUGAUAUUUUCCGACACAUGGGGAUUGUAAGAAAUAUUAGUAUAGACAUCAGAAAUAAUUCGUUGAAAUCAUUUGGAAAUCCGUCCACUAGUUCUUUACCAAAUCAACAUGGCCAAACUUUUUUAACUUCAUUGAAAGUAUCUGGAAACCCAUGGAUCUGUGAUUGCAAUAUCGGUUGGAUGGAAGUUUGGCAUCGUAAAAAACGUCAAUUUUUGUGCAACCAUGAAGACUCGUCACCAGCACCUUCAAAUAGGUUUAGAGAUAUAGAACACUAUUCGACCAGUAAAUCUACGUGUCUCAUCAGUGACGAGGAUCUAAAACUAGCUACUUGUGCAGAUAAGAAAAAACCACUAGCCGAAGCUUUUAAAAAUGAUAUUGAAUGUGGAUGGGGAACUGCUAGCAAAUAUGAAGCGAAAUUUACAAUUGUUAUUGCUUUAAUAAUGACAUAUAUUCUAAUAUAAUUUUCUUAUUACCAAUAAUAGAU
This is a messenger RNA of Sipha flava (yellow sugarcane aphid), 4403 nucleotides long. RefSeq names its product chaoptin-like. Gene Ontology annotation, molecular function: protein binding. Gene Ontology annotation, cellular component: extracellular matrix. The record is from RefSeq and is a predicted model, not a curated record. The transcript is spliced from 17 exons. NCBI's taxonomy places the organism in Eukaryota, Metazoa, Arthropoda, Insecta, Hemiptera, Aphididae. Bases 424 to 4380 code for a protein of 1318 amino acids.